GGGGGAGGAGCUUUGCAUGUGGACGUUUCCGGUAUUGAGUUGUUGUUUGACAGAAGGGGACCCGAGGUUCAGCGCAAUUUGUUCAUGGACCAGUUGUGUGAAGUGCCACUGUUAGAAUGGGACAAAGCACUCCGGGACCAGAGUCCCAGGAACCACCAGAGGAGGGAAAUGGAAAUAUAAAGUCGUUUGUGGAGGACCAGCUUCAGACCAGCAUGAUGGUGGGAAUAGUGCUUGGUGCCGGCAUCUCCAUCAUCCUCAUCGCCACCUUCAUCUUCUUCGUGCUGCGUAGGAUUCACCUUCGGAACCUAGCGGCUCAAGAAGCCCCCAAAUACCGCUUCCGCAAAAGAGACAAGGUUUUAUUCUAUGGCAGGAAAAUCAUGAGGAAAGUCUCUCAGUCCACUUCAUCUUUAGUCGGAACGUCCUCAUCCUCUUCCUCCCGUCCAAGACUGAAGAAGAAGCAGAAGAUGCUCAACAUUGCCAAAAAGAUCCUGCGCUUUAAGAAGGAGGUGCCCACAUUGCAGAUGAAGGAGCCUCCUCCCUCAGUGCUAGAGGCAGAUCUCACAGAGUUUGAUGUAGCCAACUCUCAUCUUCCCUCUGAAGUGCUCUACAUGCUCAAGAACGUGCGUGUAUUGGGCCACUUUGAGAAGCCAUUGUUUCUGGAGCUGUGUAAGCACAUGGUGUUCCUGCAGUUCCAGCAGGGCGAGUACGUCUUCAGACCCGGACAACCAGACAGCAGCAUCUAUGUAGUGCAGGACGGCAAACUGGACCUGUGUCUCACAGGACAGGAUGGGAAGGAUGGAGUGGUCAAAGAGGUGUUUCCAGGAGAUUCGGUUCAUAGUCUAUUGAGCAUUCUUGACGUUAUCACUGGUCACCAGAGGCCGUAUCGGACCGUGUCUGCCAGAGCUGCAGAAGUGUCCACAGUCCUCCGUCUGCCUGUUGAGGCUUUUCUGUCCAUCUUUGAGAAAUACCCAGAGAGUUUAGUGCGAGUGGUGCAGAUCAUCAUGGUAAGGCUGCAGAGAGUGACAGUUCUGGCAUUGCACAACUACCUAGGUCUCACUAAUGAGCUCUUCUGCCAUGAGACGCAGCCACUGCGUUUACCCGUUCUCUCACCACACGCCAGUCGCACCAGCCCUGUACGCCACAGCAAACGCUUCAGCAGCCUCACUGUGCCAGAGGACCAGCGGGAAGCCGCCGUCCGAGACGCCAACGCAGUGGAUCAUGGGAAGGAAGGCAGCACCAUCCCGACCCUGAGCAGGGCUAUCUCCAUGCCUGUGGACAUUGCUGGUAUGCAAAAGAGCCUGCGUUCGGAUUUCGACAUGGCAUAUGAAAGGGGCCGCAUUUCUGUGUCUGCCGAGGAUGGAACACCUGCAGCACCCACGUUCUCACGGGACCAGCGAGAGAGAAAGGUAACAGUAGAUGAGGUGCCAUCAGGUGUGUACUUAUACCCCGAGGAGGAAGUGGGCACAGAGAACGUUUAUGGUCCGUUGCCAGGACGACCUAAUGCCACCCUGUUUGAGGAGGCUCAGAAAGAGUUCCUGAAAUUAAUGAAAAUCGAGGACCCUGCACUACUGAACGGACGAGUGACCUUGCAUCAUGCCAAAGCAGGCUCCGUCCUGGCCAGACAGGGAGACCAGGAUGUGAGUCUUCAUUUUGUGUUGUCUGGAUGCUUGCACGUGUAUCAGCGCAUGAUCGACAAGCAGGAGGACGUUUGCUUGUUCGUGACGCAGCCUGGUGAGAUGGUGGGUCAGCUGGCCGUGCUGACCGGAGAGCCGCUCAUCUUCACUGUCCGUGCCCUUCGCGACUGCACCUUCCUCAGGAUCUCCAAAUCGGAUUUCUAUGAGAUCAUGAGGGAGCAGCCCAGUGUGGUCCUGAGUGCCGCUCACACUGUGGCCAUCCGCAUGUCUCCAUUCGUAAGGCAGAUGGAUUUUGCCAUAGACUGGAUGGCUGUGGAGGCUGGACGCGCUCUCUACAGGCAGGACGAUCAGUCAGACUGCACCUACAUCGUGCUGAACGGUCGUCUGCGCUCCGUCAUCCGGAAGGCGAACGGAAAAAAGGAGCUAGUAGGAGAGUAUGGUAGAGGAGAUCUCAUUGGAGUGGUAGAGGCUUUGACCCGGCAGCCUCGUGCGACGACUGUUCACGCAGUCCGAGACACAGAACUGGUGAAACUUCCAGAAGGAACAUUAAACAACAUCAAGAGACGUUAUCCUCAGGUUGUUACUCGACUGAUCCAUUUGUUGGGACAGAAAAUUUUAGGAAACCUUCAGCAGCCCCGUGGACCUUUAGGUUCAGCUUUGGGUUUGCCCAGCAUGGCAUCCAGCCCUGAUGUCACCAAUCCAGCCAGCAACCUCUCCACUGUGGCUGUACUUCCUGUUUGUGACGAAGUGCCAAUCAAUGCCUUUAACCUGGAGCUCAAUCAUGCGCUAAGUGCCAUAGGACCCACUUUACUGCUGACGAGUGAUAUUAUCAGAGAGAGACUUGGAGCUUCUGCUUUAGAAAGCAUUCACGAGUACAGGUUGUCAGGCUGGUUGGCCCAGCAGGAGGACAUCAAUCGUAUAGUUCUGUAUCAGACUGACAGCAGUAUGACUCCAUGGACCCAGCGCUGUAUCAGACAAGCAGACUGCAUCCUUAUUGUUGGCCUCGGAGACCAGGAGCCCAGUCUUGGUCAGCUGGAGCAGAUGUUGGAGAACACGGCAGUGCGGGCUCUGAAGCAGCUGGUCCUGCUACACCGUGAAGAUGGCCCAGGUCCCUCUAGAACUGUGGAGUGGCUGAACAUGCGUAGCUGGUGUUCUGGUCACCUUCAUCUCAAAUGCCCACGUCGAGUGUUCUCACGCAGGAGUCCCACCAGACUUAGAGAGGUGUAUGAGAAAAUGUUUGAGAAGACGGCAGACAGACACAGCGAUUUCUCCCGUCUGGCUCGAGUCCUCACAGGAAACAGCAUUGCUCUGGUACUAGGAGGAGGAGGAGCAAGGGGCUGCUCGCAUGUUGGCGUUAUCAAAGCUAUGGAGGAGGCAGGGAUUCCUAUCGAUUUAGUGGGUGGAACAUCUAUUGGCUCGUUCAUCAGUGCACUGUACUCCGAGGAGAGGAGCGCUGUUCGGGUGAAGCAGAGAGCAAGAGAGUGGUCUAAGGCGAUGAACUCUGUGUUUAAAACUGUGCUCGAUCUAACCUAUCCCAUCACCUCCAUGUUCUCUGGCUCCGCCUUCAACACCAGCAUUUCCAACGUGUUUGAAGACAAGCAAAUAGAGGACUUGUGGUUGCCUUAUUUCAACGUAACCACUGACAUCACAGCAUCUUCAAUGCGGGUGCAUAAAGAUGGCUGUGUGUGGCGCUAUGUUAGAUCCAGUGCCUCCUACACCCCCUAUUUACCUCCGCUCUGCGAUCCCAAGGAUGGCCACCUCCUCGUGGAUGGUUGCUAUGUAAACAAUGUCCCAGCGGACAUUGCUCGCAAUAUGGGAGCCAAAACGGUCAUCGCUAUUGAUGUGGGCAGCCAGGAUGAAACUGACCUAUGUAACUAUGGUGACAGUCUGUCUGGCUGGUGGUUGCUGUGGAAACGGAUCAACCCGUGGGCAGAGAAAGUUAAGGUGCCUGAUAUGGCUGAGAUCCAGUCCCGACUGGCGUACGUGUCGUGUGUCCGGCAACUGGAGCUGGUCAAAAAGAGUGGCUACUGCGAGUACAUUCGGCCGCCCAUCGACCGCUUCAAGACUUUGGACUUUGGCAAAUUUGAUGAGAUCUAUGACAUUGGCUACCAACACGGGAAGCUGUUGUUUACUGGCUGGGCACGUGGUGACAUCAUAGAGAACAUGCUGAAAGACCACCGCUCGGCCGACUACACCGACAGCAAGAAGGCCGACAGCUACACAUGUCCCGGUGCAGACUUCACCGAUCUGGCUGAAAUCGUGUCCAGGAUUGAGCCCGUGCAGAGCUACAUCGGCGCUGAUGCAGAGGAGUCAGAUGGACUGACAGAGUAUGAGGAAGAUGGAAUGGACACGGUGAGAGAAGAGGAAGGUGAGGAAGAGGAGGAGGAAGCUGAUGACCCUGAAGACCAGUCACCUGGAGAAUGGGGACCAAAUGAUAUUUUUCUGUCUGAUGAAGAGAAAUCGGUCCGUCAGCGGAGAAAGAACCCCAGCGAGUCCAACACGUGCUCCGAGCUCUCCGACUGCUGACCAGAAGUGACGUGGCAUCAUCAUCCUUUUCCAAGUAUGGAAGAGUAGAAUCGUCCCUCCACGUAUCCGUCUGAGGAAGAGGAGUCAAGGAGGAAGACGGACAACCAAAGAUAACUGCUCAAAAAUACAGUGGUACCACUGAAGCCACCACGAGAAAAAACGGUGGCUCGAGCUGCACUAGUUGUGUGAGAUGGAAAAAACAAGCAAAGGAAAAAAAAACAUCACAGUAAGCAUCAUGGGAGUUGAGUGUUAAAGGGCUCUAACUCUCUGUUCUAUCAUUUUUUUUGCUUGUUUUUUUCCCUUUAAGACACUCUAGCUCAGAAUAAUGGCCAGUAUAAACUGUGUGACAUCAUCCCAGGAUAUCUGAUAACAGUGCCAGAGAACUGGAAGUGUCAUGACAGGUGUGUGUGUGUGUGUGUGUGUGUGUGUGUGUGUGUGUGUGUGUGUGUGUGUGUGUGUGGUGAAGAGCUCACAGAGGUAAGAAACACUCAGAGCUUCUAGAAGUAACUACAUUACAGAGAAGAGAGGGAGAGAGAGACAUGAAGAGAGAUACAAAGAAUAUAGAGAGAAGUGAGAGAGAAUUACAGAGAAGAGAGAGAGACAGAGCUUAGAAAUGAAGUGGUGGAGUAAAGAGGAGACCGGAAUGUACUGAACUAACAUAGAAAGACGGCUUUAAAAGUGCACUCGGUAAGAAUAAGGUUCACUAAACUGAGACGUUUUAGCGGAUUCGUUGUAUUUUAUAAGCCACAAGUAUUAUUAACACCUAAAACGUAAUCAACAACAUUAACAAUGAGCCACAUAAGUAACACCUUUAAUGACGAACGUCUUGUAUGUGACAAAAAUCACCCAAAAUUUAGGAAUGUUUGGAGUUAAUUAAUAUGUAAUAAUUGGACAGUCAAUAUAGUGAACAUUUAAACCAGCUUUUUAUGGCUAUAAGGCAAGACACUACAGGUGAAUAGGGUGAAAAUUUCAAACAAUAGAUAUCACAGUCAGUUUUUACCAGUUAAUACUCUUACUUUUUUUUCUAUCGGAAUUUUAUUUUUCUUUUAAAUUUGACAAAGAUUUAUGCAAAGUGCCUAAAUGGGUUGUAAUAUGCAUAUAUUUGCAUACGUUUGCAUACUUAAUGAUGUAAUCUUGGUAGAACUAAUAUAUUUAUUUCACAGUGAAGAUGCUCUUAAGAGAAAAACUUUGAAUGUUUCAUCAAAAAAUGUAUAUAAACUGCACAGAAAUAGAAAUAUACAUCUAAAAAUGUAGUCUAGCACGACACUGUGACAUUUAUUUCCCUGAAGUGUCUCGCCUUAAUAAGGGAACGUUUAAUAUUAAUACAUCGUAAAGCGUCAAAGUGAAACCGGACUUAAUGUCUGCAGGUAUUUAGGUAUUUAUUUUAGGAUCUUAGUGUACUUUUGAAGCAGGAAAAGAACAGGAAGUGAGAAACGGAGCGUGCGAAGCCACGUGAAGCGACGUGACGUGAGCUGCGGGAUUAUUUGUGUUUACCGAGGAAAUGAAAAUAGUCUAAGAGUGAAUAUGAGCUGCUUUUCUUUUCUUUUCUUCUCUUCAAUUCUUGCACAUUAUUAUCCAUGCAAUAUUGUCAGCACAUCCUGCUGAUCCUUCAGUAGUUCAAAAUUUCCUGUUAGUUUCACUCAGAGAAUAUUCACUCUCGCUCAUUUUAUCUCACUCCAGAUUCAAAGGUUGUUUUUUUUUGCAUUUCAAUUUUAUCUGUUAAAACCACUUAAUAUUUUUUAUUUUUGUUUUAUAACAAACUUUUUUGAAAAAACAAAACAAAAAAACAAAACAAAACAAAAAACCAUUGCAACAGAACGAAAUGUAGACAAAUCCUUCUAUGAUCUAGUUUCUUUAUGUAGACGGCUUUAGCUUUUUCGCACUGAUUAAUAUGAAUAAUUUAUUCAUUUGAAACUUUCUGCAUUACUAUUUAAACAAAUGUAACGGAUGACUCGAACACUGCUAAAGAAUAAAUCCUAAUUCAUUCUAAA
This is a messenger RNA of Tachysurus fulvidraco (yellow catfish), 6151 nucleotides long. RefSeq names its product patatin-like phospholipase domain containing 6 (gene pnpla6). Gene Ontology annotation, biological process: phosphatidylcholine metabolic process. The transcript has 35 exons. Gene Ontology annotation, cellular component: endoplasmic reticulum. Gene Ontology annotation, molecular function: phosphatidylcholine lysophospholipase A1 activity. Bases 117 to 4160 code for a protein of 1347 amino acids. The record is from RefSeq and is a predicted model, not a curated record. NCBI's taxonomy places the organism in Eukaryota, Metazoa, Chordata, Actinopteri, Siluriformes, Bagridae.